Molecule: messenger RNA, 462 nt
Organism: Arthroderma uncinatum
Lineage: Eukaryota; Fungi; Ascomycota; Eurotiomycetes; Onygenales; Arthrodermataceae
Exons: 6
Coding region: 1-462 (153 amino acids)
Biological process (GO): fatty acid biosynthetic process
Cellular component (GO): mitochondrion
Molecular function (GO): acyl carrier activity; acyl binding
Source: RefSeq, a predicted model, not a curated record
AUGUUCCGCUCCGCCGUCGCCCGAUCGCUGCGGUCGUCCAUACCUCGCGUUGCCAGAGCCGCUUCGCCCGUCGCCCGUCAAGUCCCAAAAUUCUCCUGCAUCGCCAGACAAGCUCAAUUCGCCCCAAGCUUCUCCUACCAGGCCAUAAGAUCAUACUCUGCACCGGCUGGCCUUAACCAGACCGAAGUCCAGGGCCGAAUAGUCGAUCUGUUGAAGAACUUUGACAAGGUUUCCGACGCUUCCAAGAUCACCCCCAACUCCCACUUCACAAACGACCUCGGAUUGGACAGCUUGGACACCGUCGAGGUUGUCAUGGCAAUUGAGGAGGAAUUCAGCAUCGAGAUUCCUGACAAGGACGCAGACGCCAUCCACAGCAUUGACCAAGCCGUUACCUAUAUCCUCUCCCAGCCUGAUGUUUCGUCGAAUCCCGGUAACUGGAUUGCGCCCCAAAAGAUUUCCUAG